Bufo gargarizans (Asiatic toad) is the source of this 5137-nucleotide messenger RNA. RefSeq names its product protein phosphatase 2 regulatory subunit B'gamma (gene PPP2R5C). Gene Ontology annotation, molecular function: protein phosphatase activator activity. Gene Ontology annotation, cellular component: nucleus; protein phosphatase type 2A complex; cytosol. The record is from RefSeq and is a predicted model, not a curated record. The transcript is spliced from 16 exons. The coding region runs from base 155 to 1888 and encodes 577 amino acids. Lineage: Eukaryota; Metazoa; Chordata; Amphibia; Anura; Bufonidae. Gene Ontology annotation, biological process: signal transduction; protein dephosphorylation.
UGGAGGUGAGGCGCUGCGGCAGCAGCCUGGGAAGAACUGAGGGGACUAGACGGAGCUGCCAGAGAAGAAGAGGAGGAGGAGGAGGCGGCCGGGGGAGGGGUGAGUGUCACCGAGAGCCGCCACCACCAGCCGCAGCCUAGCCAGGAGCGCCGCCAUGCCGAAUAAAAACAAGAAGGACAAAGAACCUCCAAAAACUGGAAAAAGUGGCAAAAGUGGAAAAGAAGGACAAGAGAACCCUGAACAUGAAGUGUCUAACAAGAAGGCAAACAGUGCCCCCCCACCAGCUCAGGUAUCGAAAAUCAAGGUACCCACCCCUCAAGCUGUUGUAAAGAAGGAAAAGCGUCAGAGCUCCUCAAGAUUCAACGUGAGCAAUAACCGCGAACUUCAGAAGCUGCCAGCUCUCAAAGAUGUGCCCCCGGCCGAGCAGGAAAAGCUGUUUGUUCAGAAGCUGCGCCAGUGCUGUGUCCUCUUUGACUUUGUUUCGGACCCACUGAGCGACCUGAAAUGGAAGGAAGUGAAGAGAGCGGCUCUGAGCGAGAUGGUGGAGUAUAUAACCCACAAUCGCAACGUCAUCACAGAACCGAUCUACCCUGAGGUCGUUCACAUGUUUGCAGUGAACAUGUUUCGGACAUUACCGCCGUCCUCCAACCCGACUGGAGCAGAGUUUGACCCAGAGGAAGACGAGCCAACGCUGGAGGCCGCGUGGCCUCACUUGCAGCUCGUCUAUGAAUUUUUCUUGAGAUUCCUGGAAUCUCCUGAUUUCCAACCCAAUGUAGCAAAGAAAUACAUUGAUCAGAAGUUUGUCCUUCAGUUAUUGGAGCUCUUUGACAGUGAAGACCCCAGAGAGAGGGAUUUCCUGAAGACCACUCUCCACCGGAUUUAUGGGAAGUUUUUAGGCCUUCGAGCCUACAUCAGGAAACAGAUCAAUAAUAUAUUUUAUAGGUUUAUUUAUGAAACGGAACAUCACAACGGCAUAGCAGAGCUACUGGAAAUCCUGGGAAGUAUAAUUAAUGGAUUUGCCUUACCAUUAAAAGAAGAGCACAAGAUAUUCUUACUAAAGGUAUUAUUACCUUUACACAAAGUGAAGUCUCUGAGCGUCUACCAUCCGCAGCUGGCAUAUUGUGUAGUUCAGUUUUUGGAGAAGGACAGUACACUCACUGAACCGGUGGUGAUGGCACUGCUGAAGUAUUGGCCGAAGACCCACAGUCCAAAGGAAGUUAUGUUUUUGAAUGAACUAGAGGAAAUUUUAGACGUCAUAGAGCCUUCAGAGUUUGUAAAAGUCAUGGAACCACUCUUCAGACAGCUGGCCAAGUGUGUGUCCAGCCCGCAUUUUCAGGUGGCGGAAAGAGCUUUGUAUUAUUGGAAUAACGAGUACAUCAUGAGCCUGAUCAGCGAUAAUGCAGCUAAAAUCCUUCCCAUUAUGUUCCCAUCCUUGUACCGAAACUCCAAGACACAUUGGAACAAGACUAUACAUGGCUUGAUAUAUAACGCUCUGAAGUUGUUUAUGGAGAUGAACCAAAAACUCUUUGAUGACUGCACCCAACAGUUCAAGGCAGAGAAGCAAAAGGAAAAGCUAAAGCUAAGAGAAAGAGAAGAAGCUUGGGUUAAAAUUGAGAAUCUAGCCAAAUCCAAACCCCAGUACCCCAUAUAUACUGACACGUCCGCUCUGAACAGUCCUGUUGCAAUGGAAACCGAUGGACCUUUACUUGAAGAUGUACAGAUGCUUAAGAAGACGGUGAGGGAAGAGGCAUCUCAGGCUCAAAAAGAUCUGAAGAAGGAAAGACCCCUCGUACGACGCAAGUCAGAAUUGCCUCAGGACAUCUAUACCAUGAAAGCCUUGGAAUCUCAUUGCAGAGCUGACGAUUUAAUAACACAUGACGGGCAUUAGACUAUGACAGUUAUAAUAUUUUGUGGAUUUUUUUUAUUUUUAUUUUUUUUCCCGGAAGCAGUUACACAGCAUUUUUUCUUUUUUUUUUGUGCCAUACCGGUCUGUUUCAUGCAGUCAGUUUUCUUCAACCCAGUUCUGUAGGCAAUAACCUAAACCGAUGUACAGCCUAAGAUCAGAUGUUCAAACAAUGGUAAAAAAAUAUAAAAAAAUACACAAACUUUUUAUCGAAUAUGCAGAACAUUGGGUUACGUGUUAAUAGCCGACCCACUCCAGCGACUGCUUACACACAGUUACCGGUAUCCUACAAGAGGUGGACCGUCUGUAGACCACCACCCACUUCACCGCGAUCGCGAACCACAUGACAGCCAUGCAAAACGACGAUGGUGCUGCAGAGAGACCUCUCCUGUACUGGUCCAUGUUACUAACCUUUCCUGUUAUCUCUUUUAACAGAGUGUCUGGUCUAAUUUCAACUAGGGGAACAAAAAUGGAGGCUUUAACUGCAUGUGCUGCAUAGAAUUUUAUGGGCUAACUUUUUUUUUUUUUUUCCUGUCUAUGCGUUUUUUUUUUUUUUUUUUUUUUUUUUAAAUCCUUUCUUCAGUUAUGUAUAUUGUUUGCUUCAGACAAGCCUCUCAUUCUGUUAAAGUUUUUUUUUCCCCAUGUUUUGAAAGCCAUAUUCUUGUCAGUCGCCGUCAUCCUCAUAUAUAUAUUUUUUUAAAGUAUUACAAUGCCAUUUCUAGAAAGUGCACUAACCAAGCCGUUGUGUUACCAUUGGGUCAAUCAAGCAACUUAAAAAGAAAAAAGGAAAAAAAAAACAGGGAAGAAAAAAAAUCAAGGUGAUAAAAACAAACAAAAAAAUUUGUGUUCAAAAAUUUGUUCUUGAAAUAAAAUACAGUUUCACUGCUGAUCUUGUUCCUGGGCACGGGCGCUGAGACUUUUUAUUUAACUUUUUUUUUUCCUUUGCUCUCGUUUUUUACAGUAGAUCCUUAGGGGUAUUUUGUUGGUUUUUAUACUCUAUCUGCCAGUAGCAUGCAUGCAGACGGCAUAGGCUGUUGGCGGCUGAUAAAUGUGUACCGUAUAUUUUUUUGAUUAUUUGCAAACGUUUUAUAUAAAGGGGCUGAGUACAGUCAAAGAAAUUGUAAUAAAGGAGGAUGAGGACGAUUAAGGUGGAAGUCCGCAGAGCUCACCGUUAAACAGGCUGUAAAUAUGGGCAAAUUGCUGUUUAACUUUAGAUGCUGCUAAACAUUCACCAAGGUUUCAUGAUGGCAAAGCGCCGAAAUAUUGUGCUGUUAUUUUUUGUAGAUUUUAUUUUUGGCCAGUAUUUAUUUUUGCAUUUAAAAAAAAAAUCAUUUUUUUUAUAUAUAUAUUUCUUGCCACAAAUUGUAAAGUAUUAAGAGUCAAAUGUCUCACGUCUGGCUUCAACAAUCAUCCCUUCUGGUCCUCUGUGCAGCCAUAGGCUUGUGUAGGUGACCAUCGGCAGGAUCCGAUGACAGUGGGCACAGGGGCCCACUGGAGAUCAGCCUAGCAGGACUUUGAGGGCGGGCAGUUUCUCCUUGCAUAAUCCAACCCUGGUGCUCUUGGCUUGAUACCCAUGCUCAUACAGACUGGACAAACUUUUUUUUUUUUUUGUUUGUUUUUUUUCUAUGACCCCCCUCCUACCCAACUAGAAAUUAAAGAAUUGUUUUUUCUAGAUCCUCCUAAAGCAAAUCUAAAACUUGGCAAGCUCUAUUCACUUCAGAGGUCGGCAAAGUGAUAAAACUUGCACCAGACCAAAGACUUAUCUGCCAUCUUAAUGCCUAUGCCAAGCUUUGCUUAGAUUGGGUCUACUGAAAACAUUUUAGAAAAAAAUCUGAUUUAUAAGGCCAAAGGUAGUAGCUGGCAUGGUUUGCCUUCUGUCUGCAAAGAAGCGGUAAUGCAGCUCGACAGAACAGUACCACUCGCACAAGUCAUGUGAGACUCGUUGUUUCCCCUAGCAAGUCCCUAACCAUCUCUUUUAGGCCUAUUUAUUACCGCCGUAUUAAUCAGAUUUUUGUAAAAAAAAAAAAAAAAACUGCCACCAACCUGUUAUCCAUGACGGUACCGGGCUCUUUGCGGUGUUUUGCAUCAUGGAGAAGAAGAUGUUUGAAGGCUGUACUCCAGUACCUGUAUAGAGUCAUGGGGGUGCAGCUGUUUUUUAAGAGAAGUCUGUAUGGGGACAGUGUAUCUUUCAGGCCGGUUACAUUGUCACAAGCCCCAUUCAGAGCAUGUGUGCGCGAAGCGAGGUGUAGUGACCUGAGAAGGCUUGGGAUGACGAGGUGCAUGGGCCAGCCUGAAUUCUCUGUAGACCAACUCCACCCUCGUGACUCGGGCACAUGUACACAUCCCUUCACACUCCACACGCUGCCUAACAGGUUGGCGACAGGUUCCCUUUAAAUAUUCAGAUUGUGCGAUCUUCCAGGACGUGUGUUUCAGCAAAGUCGUUGCCGGUUUGUUCCCCUCCUGUUAAACUUGAAGUAUCGCUUUACAGAUCCUUUCACGUUAGGAGCAGCGACGCCAUCUUUUUAAGGGACACUGGGUGCUUGUACAUUAUAUGUAUAUAUGGUAUACCAUUGUUUGAACUUCCAUCUUUUGCUGUUUUUCUUUUUCUUUUUUUUUUUUUCUAGUUUGGUUGUUUGAUUCCAAGGGCAAUGUAUUUCUUUAAAAAAAAAGUUAAACUCCCCCCCCCUCUUCUUCCUGACCUACCUGCUAUAGCCAUGUUUGUUUGCCUGUGUAAUACUCCAUUUCUACCAAUCAUCUAAUAUUGUCUAGAUAUUAUUUGUGCUCUUUAUUGAUGAUUUAACAUUCACCAAAUAGGGGAAACCCUGGGGGCUGCUUGGAAAUAUUUUUUUCCUCUUAGAAUUUUUUAUUUUUAUUUUUUUUGCCAUAGAAACAAACAAAAAUGACUUUCCGAAAAUUCCAUACUUGGUCUCGAAUAACCAUUUUGUGUUUUUAAUCUUCCUGGCCCUGUAGACUUAUACCAAACUAAUAUGUAUACCAUGGGGGACAGGCCCGGUAGAUUUUUAUUUUUAUUUUAUAAAAGCAAUUUUGGUGACUGUUUUUUUUCUCGAUAAAGUUUAUUGUACACACCUUUCAGAGAUUUUACCUGUACAUGAGGAAUGUCAACAGUACCAUGACGAGUGUCUUUUUAGUGUGGCUUUAGUAUGGCUUCGUUUUAAUAUUGUACAUACAUUGUACUUUGUUUUAUGGUAUUAAGUAAUAAAACUUUAGACUUCA